AGCAGCUCCCGGAUCAGAGCACGUGGCCACACGCGUCAGCCACGUGGCGCAAGUGACGUGGGAUUAAAAGUGGAGUGGAGCGCCCCGCCGCGGCUGGCUUUGAGCCAAACAAACGGCACAAACCCCCUAGUACUAUACUAUUACACAUUCCCGUCUUCAGCACCCAGCCACGCCCCCUCUUCCCAUCCCAUGUCCGCCCUCCAACCCGGACCCCUCGCGCCACCCUGCCCGCCCCGCCCCCUGCACGUCCACGGCAACUCCACAUGGACAGACGACGAGGAUCUCUCAUCGGAUGACGACGAGGCCGUCUUCUUCGGCGCCCACAAACCGGAAGAAGUCCACCUGGUGGCAAAGCUCUCGGCUGCCGUCCAAUCACCAGCUCCUUUUAUUCCCAGGGUCAAGAAGCGGGAUUCGCGAGAGUUUCUGAGAAGAAAGACCUUGCUUCUGCCAACAGACAAGAGAAACCAGAAGAACCUCAACCUCUCGGCGCAAGAUUCAGCGAGGCUCUAUCCAUCACAGUGGAGCGACGAUGAAGGGUCCUGCUCGACACCCGCCAGAUCCGGCCAUCCAGCAUCAGCAUCGACGCCCAGUCAAGCAGGACAAGAUCCGUCAGACCUCACUCUAAAGUUUGAAACAUGGCACCUGUCCACACCGCGGGACGACGAGUCCGAGUCAGCAGAGGAAGCGAGCGAUAAAGAAAAUGUCCCUGUUCCACCUUGUGCUGGCGUGCAAGGGCCUGUAGACGCAGUCCCGCUAGACGAGCUUUACAUGGAAAGACAAGGCAUACUGGACCUGCAAGGCAGCGACCAAGACAUCCCGCAGCUCAACAUGGGCGGACUGCAUCUGUCCGACUUUUCAGAUCAAGAAUCAGGCGCGAUAUUCCAAGGUCUCGAUAUCCUCGACGAGUUUUACCUCGAGCAUGUCGCCGAGGAACAUCGCUCGCCUGAGCAUCCAAGGUCAUCGACACCCUUGCAAUCAGACGAAUCAAACCCGUUGGAUUUCGACUCCCCACUGGAAGUAGCUCGUGCUGGUCCGGUUGCCAUUCCAGUCCUCUCCUCGCAUCACUUUGCUUCUAUCCGGGCAGACGUUGGUUCACCGUGUCGUAAUCUCCCGCCAUCUCCCAUACUCAGCGCCCCCGUAGAGCAAGAGACUACCUCGGUCAAACUGGCAAGCCUCGAAAGCCCCACUCACCAGCCAGCCAGCUUGUCCAUCGCGACCCCAUCCCGCGCCACGGCGUUACCCCCUGCCGACCUCGUCCAACGCGGCGCAAAAACGCUCAAAGCCUCUACAACAAAACAUGCCCCUCCUCCCCCUGCAGUAGACACCAAGAAGGCGGCAGCCUUGAAGAGCGCAAUCAGAGGCCAGUUGGAUUCGGCCGUGUUGGCUAGGAUAAACCCGGGUGCACCAAAAAGCGUAUCAGGAUCGCAUACGACUUCCUCCGCCAGAGUCGUUUCCGAGAAUUCUGUCAUCGAAGCGACGGAGAAGCCCAAACAAACCCUACCGCCACUCCAACCGAGACCCGAGCCGAGACUGGUCAAGAAACCGCAUCCCAUCUCCAGACCGACUAUCCCCUUAUCAUCCUCCGUCAACCGCACCAUCCCCAGACCCGCGUUAGCCAGCAAAACGGCAUUGCCCCGGCCUAAAUCCACCUUGCCUACCAAGACGACAAGCAUGCUCCCACCCCCAUCUUCAAUCCCGCUCAAGCGCCCAGCGUCUUCUCAGACGCAUGCCACGAGACACCCGACUGCCGUCCCCCUGUCCGUCACCCGUCCGUCGCAUGCCCAUCCGGCUGCCACGUUUGGCAAACCGCUGCUCGGCCAGCCUGCCCGUGUAUUCCGAGAAGCAGCUACGCCCCUUGAGAUAACGCCCGUCUUUUCAGUCGCAGCGGGAGGAGAUCAUUCGACGAUGAGUAUGAGCAGGAUCGCACUCAAGUCGCCAGCAAAGCAGAAUAUGUACAAAAAGCCGUUGGGUGAAAAUCAUACCCCAAGAAAGCUCGGGACGCCAAUGAGGUUUGGGACGCCGAGGUUUGGUACGCCGAGGUUUGGUACGCCGAGGUUUGGGACUCCGCGACAGGGGCAAGGGAUGUUCCCGCUCUCGCUCUCCAUGGGUGUUGGCUGUGCCGCUCUGGCCCCUACUCCCUUAUCAGCCUCCGUCCAUCCGCCCAUCACCGCCCUCCAAACCAACACCGCCCCGCCGCCCAAAGAAACCGUGCCCCCCGUACCAGAACCAGUGGAUGAUAGCCCUCCCGCCAGCCACACACGACAUGCAGAAGCCGCCGCCGACGCUACGUCAGCCGACACUACCUCAACCCCACCUUUUUCCCCGCCGCAAAGCUCUACGAGGUCGUCUGGCACAAUGAGUGAAUCUCGGACCGAGCAGCAGGUAUCAUCUCAACCCGCAUCUUCUUCCCCAUCACCCAACCGCCCAGCCCGCUCCAAACGGUCCACCUCGUCAUCCACCAAAUCCGCCAAACCCUCUAAACGCCCCACCACCACCACCCCCACCCCCACCGCAUUCCCCCCCGCUCUGACCGAGAAACAGCUCAAGACGACCACCGCCCGCAAUACUGCACGCAACCAAGUCUACCACUGCGCCAUUGACCGGAAAGUCAUCCGUCAACGCGGUCCACGGCCGCCCAGCCCCACGUCCAAAAUCCGCACAACCUCGGAGAGAGAUGAGGCCGAUAAGAAGAAUAGCCGCGAAGCCCGUGCGAAGCGAAGGAUGGGGAUACAGAGCGGCGAGGAGGAAAAGGAAAAGGACAAGAAAAAGGAGAAGCCGGUGAUUGAAAAGCUGGAGCUGGUGAAAGCGCCAGGGGACGAUGAUGAUUGGACGUACAAGACGCCGCCGCCCCAUCGGCCUUUGAAGCGAGCGAGGAGGACAAGCGAAGCAAAAGAUCAAGGCGAGAAGGAGGAGGAGAAGAAAAAGUUGAGAUGGGAUAGGGUCGUCUCCGUGAUUAGGGAUGAUGGAAACGCGAGUGGGAGUGCAAAGUCGUUGUCGGACGAUGGGAAAGAAAGGGAUGGUGAAGAGUUGAAAAGCUGUAUCAAGACGAAAGUACCUCUUGACGAGCAUGGCAAUGUGUUGGAUGCUCAAAGACCUGUUGAUAAUCUCAAAAGAACAAGAGUCGUGGUUACCGCAGUUUUUUAUGACGGAGAAGAACAUGUUCCUGCACCAGCAACAGCUACGCGAUCGAAGAAGAAGUAAUUGUUUUUUUUUUCACGAUUGAACAAGGUGACUUGUUACCGAUUAGGACGUUUGAUUUUUUCAUAGUUGACGGUUGUACUAUAAUUUCAUGUCUUUUAUGCAUGCUAAUUAGG
Molecule: messenger RNA, 3314 nt
Organism: Cryptococcus deneoformans JEC21
Lineage: Eukaryota; Fungi; Basidiomycota; Tremellomycetes; Tremellales; Cryptococcaceae
Exons: 4
Coding region: 190-3201 (1003 amino acids)
Source: RefSeq, a predicted model, not a curated record